Messenger RNA from Pleurotus ostreatus (oyster mushroom), 1089 nucleotides. RefSeq lists its product as uncharacterized. The coding region runs from base 1 to 1089 and encodes 362 amino acids. NCBI's taxonomy places the organism in Eukaryota, Fungi, Basidiomycota, Agaricomycetes, Agaricales, Pleurotaceae. The record is from RefSeq and is a predicted model, not a curated record. The transcript is spliced from 4 exons.
AUGACCUCGUCGAUAAACGAUUGGGACAGCGAACCCAAGUUUGGGCUUAUUGUACAUAACUUCACAGAUUCAGAUAGGUCAUCAUUCUCAAGUGACACAGCCAUCCUGAACUCAGCUAGAAGCGUCGUCAAAUCUUCAGCCACAAGUAGAUAUGGAAACGUUUACACGCUGUCUACCUUGCCCCCGCGAGUGCGAGGUUCUCGCGUGCUCGAUAUGAAAGAAUGGGGCACGGCAGUGGAUGACAACGAAAUAUACGAUAUCCAGGAACUCGAAGAAUUCCAUAGUCAUCUUACGCGACAUGAACACAGUGCUUCCUCACCGCCCCGACGGCCGCCUUCUCCUUCGCAAGCCGAGGAACGACCUCGCAAACGGCUAAAAGUUGAAGCAGGAUCCUUAUUUUCGUGGAUUCCCCAACCCCAUAUCCAUACCUCUCCUUACCGUCCAAGAAAUGCGACGGUCACGAUUCACCCAUUCUCAAAAGCUAAGCCGAUUAUUCUACCUCCACAUACGUUCACGGACUUUGAACCUCUGCCUCAAACACGGACUGCUUGGAUUGUUCCUGUUCGAGGUACUCUGCCAUGGGAAGGGAGUUCCCCGGCCGUCACACAUACGUCGUCAGACCCUUCCGACCUAAAGCCAUUUGAUGGUACCAUUUCAGGUAUCAUGUGGAAUAAGUCGUCACUGGUGGAUUUCUGGACGUUCCUUCUUACUUUACGGGACAAGGGCACAUUGGGUUCCAUCGGCAUAUCUUUUCACACCUCUCAUUCUUCGACGAGAUCCUGCACCCAGAUAUCGACCGCUUCCGCCCACAAAGGAUACCAAGGACCCAGCAGGGUUGCCUCGACGGUGGACAAGGAUGCAUCCCAAAACAGCGAACGUUCUUCUUCCUCUUCUCGUUCUAACUAUCGAUCAAUCAUCAAGGAUGUCGACUACAUCAAAAUCUACCAUGAUGGUGCGGUUGCAAUGCGCGUACGAUCGGUCCUUGAUGCCUGGAGAUAUAUCGGUCCUUCCAACGACAAGGUACGGGUCUUGCUGGAAGCCAAGCUAGUUUUGUUGGAUGAACGUGCAAGGGGACUGCUGAUCUGCUGA